Panonychus citri (citrus red mite) is the source of this 1336-nucleotide messenger RNA. RefSeq names its product transcriptional regulator ERG homolog. Gene Ontology annotation, biological process: regulation of transcription by RNA polymerase II; cell differentiation. NCBI's taxonomy places the organism in Eukaryota, Metazoa, Arthropoda, Arachnida, Trombidiformes, Tetranychidae. Gene Ontology annotation, cellular component: nucleus. Bases 743 to 1186 code for a protein of 147 amino acids. Gene Ontology annotation, molecular function: DNA-binding transcription factor activity, RNA polymerase II-specific; sequence-specific DNA binding. The transcript has 2 exons. The record is from RefSeq and is a predicted model, not a curated record.
CAAUUUGUUUUUCUCAAUCUCAAUAUCAAAUUGUAAUCAAUUGAGAUCAUUACUUAUGGUUGACAAUUUAAUUUUAAUCAGUUUUUUAUCAAUCACUUGAGAAGAUUAAUUUAAUCGCUUUUUUUAGUCUAAACAAUCAGAUAACAAUAAUCAUCCUCGAAUUAGAUUAAUCAAUAACUUGGAGUUUGUAUUAUCAUGAAAAAGUUUUUUCUUUCUAUUGUUUUCCAAUCUGAUAUUGAAUUCGAAGGAGAGAAUUGAUAAACUGAUGAGGAAUCACUUGAGUUAAUCUUCUUUGGUCAUCUUAUCAUCUCCAUCAUCAUCUCACUCAUUUAUAUCCUAGAUGACCAAUGGUCUUAUGCUGAGAGUUAAUUAGAUGACCAUCACGUCGAGUGAUUCAAUCAUGUUUCCCAUUGAGAAGUGAAAAUGGUUGAUUAGAAAAGUUUUUCUCUAAUCGAUUUUGUUUCGUUCUUUUUUUCAAUAAACAAUUUACUUGGAAAAUUUAAUCAUGAUCCAUAAUUAAUUGUUCACAAUCAAUUUAGAUUCAUACAAUAUCCUAUCUUCAGCAAGUACAAGAUUCACAUCACAAGGUAGUGGACAAAUUCAAUUGUGGCAAUUUUUACUUGAACUUUUAUCGGACAACAAUUCAAAUUGUAUCGCUUGGGAAGGUAACAAUGGAGAGUUCAAAUUAACGGAUCCGGAUGAGGUCGCCCGUCGGUGGGGUGAACGGAAGAGCAAACCAAACAUGAAUUACGAUAAACUUUCACGAGCACUUCGAUAUUAUUACGAUAAAAAUAUAAUGACCAAAGUUCACGGUAAAAGGUAUGCGUACAAAUUUGACUUCCAUGGUUUGGCUCAAGCCUGUCAACCAAAUCCCACCGAGUCUUCACCCGCCAGCUACAAGUAUCAAUCGGAACUUUUAUUAACACCAACGGCUGCUUAUCACGCUCAUGCAAGUAAACUCAACUCUUACCUGGCUGCAGGAGCCGCGGCGAGAAAUGCAAAUGUUAAUCAUCAUCAAAAUCACCACCAUCAUCAUCAUCAUCCUUCACUGUUCACUGGUCCACCAUAUUGGUCAACGGCGGCGGCGACCAACUCAUGUAAUCCUCUUUACACCGCAUCAAUUGGACACCUCGGACAUCAUCACCACCACCAUAGAGCCAAUUCAUUGGGAUCUUAUUAUGCUUGAAAUCAUUUAGUAAUCACCAGUUUAUCAGUUAUUCAUUUUCUUAGUAUUAUUACAAAAGUUUUCAUCAUUUCCGUUUCCGUUUUUUUCAUCUCUUUUUUUGUUUCUUCCUUGUGGGUCGGGAUGAUUGCAAUUAGUAAAUUAUGAUUACUA